This is a messenger RNA of Caenorhabditis bovis, 1191 nucleotides long. The record is from the annotation of a GenBank genome assembly. Lineage: Eukaryota; Metazoa; Nematoda; Chromadorea; Rhabditida; Rhabditidae.
AUGAAGCCUCUAUUCCUCGUUCUCCCUCUAUUAAUCCAUAUCUCCACCCAACGGAAGGUGGAGAAUCCUGACUUCAAGCCGAAUUGCCUUGUCGGCGGUCCCGAUAUCUACGAUCCAACCGCUUCCGAGGCGGUCCCAUGGUUCGACGUGAAUCUCGACCUACCGCCACGUCAACGAUUUCAGCAAAUCGCGAAAGCCUAUAAAAACGAAAUCAAAGAGGUUUUCGAUGUCUUGAAUUAUUUUUUCACUAUAAUUCCCGGAAUUAAUGCGUGGGACCUUCUCGGUAACAUCACGGCGAAGGCGUUCGAUAAAGGGAUGAUCAUGAACCCAUAUAAAGACGAGAUCCUCGGAAUGGAAGAGGUUCUCGAGCUGAACGUUGGCAAUUUGGUGUUUUUGAACAUUUUCUAUGAAAUGUCACGAUUUUGCACGUCGAUCAUCGCCCAAACCGCUGAUAACAAGGAUUUAUAUCAUGCCAGAAAUUUGGACUUUGGCCAGUUGUUCGUCUGGGAUGUCAAUGCUCAAUCAUGGGCGCUGACAGAAGCGCUGAAAAAGGUCACAAUCAACAUCAACUUCUACAAAGGCGGCAAGCUUCUAUUCAAAGGUUCCACAUUGGCGGGACAUGUCGGCGUUUUGACGGCCAUGAAACCGCACCAUUUCUCGCUGUCGAUGAACGCCAAAGUGCAACCGGAUUUGUUGAAUGUCGCCAGAUGGUAUAUGGGAUAUUACGAGAAUACCGAUCUUCAAUUUGUCAUGUACUUCGAGAGAUGGCUGUUCGAGAAUUGCGAUACCUUUGAGUGCGCUCGCGAGCACAUCGCCAACGUGAAGCUUCUCACCGGCGCCUACUUCAUUCUCGGCGGCGCCAAUCCCGGCGAGGGCAGCGUUCUCGUCCGCAACACCACCGACGUUCAGUUCGAGCGUAAACUGUUCACCGGCGAUGACGACUGGUUCCUGUUGCAGACGAACUACGAUCCCGACAAGGACCCAUUGUUCAUCGACAAUCGUCGAGACCCGGGAAACGCGUGCAUGAAAAAACUCGGCCGCUCCAACAUCUCAAUGAAGGGCAUUUUCACAGUGCUCUCAUCGAAGCCAACGCUCAACAAGACUACAGUACACACCGUCAUCAUGUCUGUCACCAAAGGCUACUUCGAGACCUUCAUUCAAAAGUGUCCCAAUCCGUGCUGGGCGUUCUAG